GAAGGCGCGAGGCCUUCUGUGAAGUCCCGCCAUCUUUGAGAAGGCCUUCUCCUUCACACCUCCCCCAUUCGUUCGCCGCUGACUAGAAUCGCCCAACACGAUAGCGUAGAGCGUUGUAUUCCAGUGCGGGCUUGGUGGCGGCCUGGUGUUGGCAGUGUCGGCUGGUGUCGCCCGCGUUGCGCCGCCCCCCCCGGAGGCCCAGAUGGGCGGCGGCUUCCAGCUCCAGAACAGGCCGGGCGACUGGGACUGCCCGAACUGCGGCGACCACGUCUUCGCGAAGAACAACGUGUGCCGGCGGUGCGGCACGGCGAAGCCCCCGGAGGCGGGCCAGGCCAUGAGCGGGGGCCAGGUCGUGACGGGCGGCGGCUUCGUGCUGCAGAACCGGCCGGGCGACUGGAACUGCCCCGGCUGUGGCGACCACGUCUUCGCGAAGAACUCCACGUGCAGGCGGUGCGGCGCGCCGAAGCCAGAGGGCGUCACGCAGGCCGUGACCGGUGGGCCAGCAACCGUUGGAGGACCCGGUGGAAGCUUCGUUCUGCAGAACCGGCCGGGGGACUGGACCUGCCCGAACUGCGGCGACCACGUCUUCGCCAAGAACGACGUCUGCCGCCGCUGCGGCACGGUGAAGCCGGAGAACGCCCCGCAGGCCACGUUGCCGCAGCAGCCCGCGCCAGUCAUGGGGCAGCCGCCGCUGAUCGCCCAGCCGAUGGUGGUUUCGCAGACCCAGCCGAGCGCGGUGUUCGCCCAGCCCGGCGUAAUGGAUGCGUCGCAGGU
This is a messenger RNA of Prorocentrum cordatum, 774 nucleotides long. NCBI's taxonomy places the organism in Eukaryota, Dinophyceae, Prorocentrales, Prorocentraceae. The record is from the annotation of a GenBank genome assembly.